AUGGCAUCUCUCACUUCUCUGUACCGCUGCCAACCUCUCCUGCGUCGAAUAACUUCGCGUAGGCUCACCAAUUUUUACGUUCCUGCUGUGAGGUACAUCAACACUGAAACCGCGCCGCUGCUUUAUUCCGCCCACGCAAAAGUCGUCGGUGCUCGCAAAGGUCAUGUUGAAGCGGAGAAUCUCGUUGUGGACUUGACAAUGUCCAAAGCCCUCGGGGGGCCCGGGGACAAGGGAAAAACCAAUCCGGAGGAGUUGUUCGCGGCUGGCUACGGCGCGUGCUUCCAGUCAGCCAUGAAUGCUUGCGCUGCCAAGAUGGGCAUCACGAUGCCGACGGAGAAGGAGCACAGCGUCAUUGAUACGACCGUGGAGCUUGUUGGCGACAUGAAGGGGCUAGACAUGGGGCUACGCGUUCACAUGAAGAUCCAGGUGAAGGGUUUGGAAAAGGCGGAGCUGGAAAAGGUGGUCGAGGAAGCCAAGAAAGUCUGUCCUUACUCUAGAGCGACAAAAGGAAACGUGGCAACCCGAGUUGAGGUGGUGAAUUUCUAG
This is a messenger RNA of Clonostachys rhizophaga, 546 nucleotides long. NCBI's taxonomy places the organism in Eukaryota, Fungi, Ascomycota, Sordariomycetes, Hypocreales, Bionectriaceae. The record is from the annotation of a GenBank genome assembly.